UUCUUUCUUCUUUUUUACUUCCAACCUUGUGUCGUUUUCAAAAAUCUCACCAAGUUGAGAAUCUACAUUUUCAGUAACUGCUGUCCCUAAAGUGCGACUCGUGUCACAGGUGGAGUGGCAAUGUCCACUGGCUCUGCUGCAAGCGAUGCUGAGGACUAUGAGAUGUGCCACAGAAGGACCGCCAGCUCGUUGGAGAGGAACGAGCGGAAGCUUUCCUGCUAUAACCCCGACCGGUACUCAGAUGAGGAGAUGGAGGAGGAUGCCAAGGAGGAGAGGACCAAGCACGAGCGCAAACUCUCCAGGGCACAGCAGAAGGAAGCGCGACAGUCGCAGAGGAACGCGGCCAACUCCAGGGAGAGGACGCGGAUGAGAGUGCUGAGCAAAGCGUUCUCCAGGCUGAAGACCAGCCUGCCCUGGGUACCAGCGGACACCAAACUGUCCAAAUUGGACACGCUUCGCCUCGCCUCGAGCUACAUCGCUCACCUGAGACAGAUUCUGCAUGACGACCGAUUCGAGAACAGCUUUCUACACCCAGUCAACCUGACCUGGCCAUUUAUGGUGACAGGCCGAUCUGAGGACAGCCAAGACAUCUCACCCACUGUGAGACUAUGUGGAGCAACUGCAUAGGACUCCCUCCUUCAAACAGCAGCUCUGGUUCUGACAAUAUGAAACCACCCUGUCCAUCGUUGGGAGGCUGCCAGUCGCUCAGUCUCCUCCUCAAUGUCCUGCAGCAAUGACUUUGAACUCAAAUCCAACUCAAGCUUUAAUACGCUGAGGAUCGUGCCAUUCAGCAUGUCAGAACGAGAAAGACUACAAGUUGUUUUCAGCUAUGUAGUUUCUUGUGUGCAAGCUUGUUGGUGUUAUUAACUGGUCUGAGAGUGCAACAUCCCCUCUCAACUCAAAAUGAUGUCUGUUACUUUGACCUGACUUCAUUGCAAUCAGGAAGCUAACUUGUAGCAGGAUUCUUCUAUAUUAUGUAUUCAGUAUUUAUUGCGUUCGUGAUAUGAUUGAACUUUUUAUAUAUUUGCAUUUCAGAUAAAAAUAAAAAUAAUACUUAUA
Molecule: messenger RNA, 1059 nt
Organism: Pseudoliparis swirei
Lineage: Eukaryota; Metazoa; Chordata; Actinopteri; Perciformes; Liparidae
Gene: msc
Product: musculin
Exons: 2
Coding region: 121-627 (168 amino acids)
Biological process (GO): regulation of transcription by RNA polymerase II; developmental process
Molecular function (GO): RNA polymerase II transcription regulatory region sequence-specific DNA binding; DNA-binding transcription factor activity, RNA polymerase II-specific; protein dimerization activity
Source: RefSeq, a predicted model, not a curated record